AUGGCAGAGAAGCGGCGUUCCCCGUGCGCGCUGAGCGUCAAGGCGCACGCCUUCUCCGUGGAGGCGCUGAUCGGAGCGGAGAAGAGACGCAGGACGGACGAGGCCGUGUCCCCCGGGUACGAGGACGGGACCGAUGUCUCCGAUCUGACCGGGAGCCCGGGGCCGAGGGCUGACCGAGCGUGCACCAAGGAGCAGGGCAGCGAGGCCGAGUGUGCGAGUGACGGAUCCCCGGAGAGCGAGGACGCGCUGCUGGAGAGCCCGCAGCCCGCCGCGGUGUGCACGGUCACAGCCGCCGGGGACGAGGCCCGAGUGGACCUGCAGGGAUCGGACCUGUGGAAACGGUUCCACGAGAUUGGCACGGAGAUGAUCAUCACCAAGGCUGGACGGCGGAUGUUCCCCGCAAUGCGUGUGAAGAUCACGGGCUUGGACCCACACCAGCAGUAUUACAUAGCCAUGGAUAUAAUCCCCGUGGACAACAAACGAUACAGGUAUGUGUACCACAGCUCCAAGUGGAUGGUAGCGGGGAAUGCGGACUCCCCUGUGCCGCCCAGAGUGUACAUUCACCCGGACUCCCCGGCCUCAGGAGAGACGUGGAUGCGUCAGGUGGUCAGCUUCGACAAACUCAAACUGACCAACAAUGAGCUCGAUGACCAGGGACAUAUCAUUCUUCACUCCAUGCACAAGUACCAGCCGCGGGUCCACGUGAUCCGCAAAGAGUGUGGAGAGGAGCUCUCCCCAGUGAGAGCCGUUCCUGCCGGGGAAGGCACCCGCACCCUCGCCUUCCCUGAGACUGUGUUCACCACAGUCACAGCAUAUCAGAAUCAACAGAUAACAAGGCUGAAAAUUGACAGAAACCCAUUUGCCAAAGGCUUCAGAGACUCUGGCAGAAACCGGAUGGGUCUGGAGGCUUUGGUCGAAUCUUAUGCCUUCUGGCGUCCUUCUCUGCGAACGCUCACAUUUGAAGACAUCCCUGGCAUGGCCAAGCAAGGAAUCCCAGGAGCUCAUGGAGGGGUCGGAGCAACAUCUCACCUGCUCUCCGCGUCCCCAUGCUCCUCACCUUUCCAGGUUUGCUCUCUCAGCCCACCUGACUACACCUGCAGUCGACCUACACACCCACUCCAUCGGUUCAGCAACGGCCACGAGCCAUACCCCCCUCCCAGAGGUCCAUCGGCGUAUGACGGUGAAGGAUUCUGUACCCUGCCUCUUCCUGCUUCCCAACUUGGCUAUCUAUCCAACCACAACCCGCAGGGUUACGCUGGUCUCCGCCUCCACACACCGCCCUACAGCCUGUACGGUUACACAUUCCCUCCCUCACCACGCCUCGCUGCCAGCCCUGAUAAAAUGGCGGCUGCAACUGCCAAUCAUCAGAGUCCCUUCCUUGGCUCGUCUCCUAGUGGGACUCUAACGGACAGUCUGGGUAUGCUCAGUGGAGGACAGCAGGGCUUUUUGUUUGACUCUCGGACUUUAGGACUAGCAGGUACUCAACCAGGAGGUGGGGCCUCACAGGUCACUGCCCACAUGGGUUGA
Limanda limanda (common dab) is the source of this 1527-nucleotide messenger RNA. It is a transcript of the gene tbx18, whose product is annotated as T-box transcription factor 18. Lineage: Eukaryota; Metazoa; Chordata; Actinopteri; Pleuronectiformes; Pleuronectidae. The record is from RefSeq and is a predicted model, not a curated record. Gene Ontology annotation, molecular function: DNA-binding transcription factor activity, RNA polymerase II-specific; RNA polymerase II cis-regulatory region sequence-specific DNA binding. Gene Ontology annotation, biological process: regulation of transcription by RNA polymerase II; somitogenesis; cell fate specification. The transcript is spliced from 8 exons. Bases 1 to 1527 code for a protein of 508 amino acids. Gene Ontology annotation, cellular component: nucleus.